AUGGCUCCAACUUCAAGGUGGUCUAAACGCAAGGAUGCAAAACCGUGGCCGAAAAUGUCUUCAACUUUCUGGGCUGUGGUACUGCUGACCAGUCUACUUAUCAUCUACUGUGCUCAGUUGGCGGCUGGCACCUGUGAGAUCGUCACCUUUGACAAAGACAGUCUGCCGCGGAGGACCAUCGCCAGGCAGACGGCGAGGUGUGCCUGCAAGAAGGGACAGAUCGCCGGGACCACAAGAGCCAGGCCGGCAUGUGUGGACGCUCGUAUUGUGAGGACCAAACAGUGGUGUGAGAUGAUCCCCUGCCUGGAGGACGAAGGCUGUGACCUGCUAGUAAAUAAAUCGGGCUGGACUUGUACGCAACCAGGAGGCCGGGUCAAAACCACUACAGCUCUAUGACUUGACGGGAGUCCCACUCCACUCCAGAACCCACCUCCUCUCCUCCCCCAAACAUGGCGGAUCACACUGCUGAACCUGACUGACA
Molecule: messenger RNA, 481 nt
Organism: Engraulis encrasicolus (European anchovy)
Lineage: Eukaryota; Metazoa; Chordata; Actinopteri; Clupeiformes; Engraulidae
Gene: tafa5a
Product: TAFA chemokine like family member 5a
Exons: 4
Coding region: 1-396 (131 amino acids)
Biological process (GO): G protein-coupled receptor signaling pathway
Molecular function (GO): G protein-coupled receptor binding; receptor ligand activity
Source: RefSeq, a predicted model, not a curated record